Schistocerca americana (American grasshopper) is the source of this 1281-nucleotide messenger RNA. RefSeq names its product collagen alpha-1(XXVII) chain B-like. The transcript has a single exon. The coding region runs from base 1 to 1281 and encodes 426 amino acids. Lineage: Eukaryota; Metazoa; Arthropoda; Insecta; Orthoptera; Acrididae. The record is from RefSeq and is a predicted model, not a curated record.
AUGGGGGACCAACAGUGCGAAACUGUUUUAGGAGCAACGGGGUACCAACAGAGCGAAACUGUUUUAGGAGCAAUGGGGGACCAACAGUGCGAAACUGUUUUAGGUGCAAUGGGGGACCAACAGUGCGAAACUGUUUUAGGAGCAAUGGGGGACCAACAGUGUGAAACUGUUUUAGGAGCAAUGGGGGACCAACAGUGCGAAACUGUUUUAGGAGCAAUGGGGGACCAACAUUAUGAAACUGUUUUGGGAGCAAUGGGGGACCAACAGUGCGAAACUGUUUUAGGAGCAAAGGGGUACCAACAGUGCGAAACUGUUUUAGGAGCAAUGGGGGACCAACAGUGCGAAACUGUUUUAGGAACAAUGGGGGACCAACAGUGCGAAACUGUUUUAGGAGCAACGGGGUACCAACAGUGCGAGAAUGUUUUAGGAGCCACGGGGGACCAACAGUGCGAAACUGUUUUAGGAGCAAUGGGGGACCAACAGUGUGAAACUGUUUUAGGAGCAACGGGGUACCAACAGUGCGAAACUGUUUUAGGAGCAAUGGGGGAUCAAAAGUGCGAAACUGUUUUAGGAGCAAUGGGGGACCAACAGUGCGAAACUGUUUUAGGAGCAAAGGGGUACCAACAGUGCGAAACUGUUUUAGGAGCAAUGGAGGACCAACAGUGCGAAACUGUUUUAGGAGCAAUAGGGGACCAACAGUGCGAAACUGUUUUAGGAGCAACGGGGUACCAACAGUGCGAGAAUGUUUUAGGAGCCACGGGGGACCAACAGUGUGAAACUGUUUUAGGAGCAAUGGGGGACCAACAGUGUGAAACUGUUUUAGGAGCAACUGGGUACCAACAGUGCGAAACUGUUUUAGGAGCAAUGGGGGAUCAAAAGUGCGAAACUGUUUUAGGAGCAAUGGGGGACCAACAGUGCGAAACUGUUUUAGGAGCAAAGGGGUACCAACAGUGCGAAACUGUUUUAGGAGCAAUGGGGGACCAACAGUGCGAAACUGUUUUAGGAGCAAUGGGGGACCAACAGUGCGAAACUGUUUUAGGAGCAACGGGGUACCAACAGUGCGAGACUGUUUUAGGAGCCACGGGGGACCAACAGUGCGAAACUGUUUUAGGAGCAAUGGAGGACCAACAGUGUGAAACUGUUUUAGGAGCAACGGGGUACCAACAGUGCGAAACUGUUUUAGGAGCAAUGGGAGACCAACAGUGCGAAACUGUUUUAGGAGCAAUGGGGGACCAACAGUGCGAAACUUUUCUAGGAGCACUGGGGGAACCAAAAGUGUGA